AUGCGCCUGUUUCGACGAUUGGGGUCGACUCUUGUUAUAGUCUGUACUGCGGUCAUGGCUGUCGCGCUCGGAGGCAUCCAUGGCGCACCAGGAAGCGCAUGGUUGCAUGCUUUAUCGACGGGGCGCGUAUCCCGCCAUCUUCCGAGCGCAGUCUCCCUGACUCGCGCUUCAGUUGGGCUGCGCAAUCGCACUCACGUGCGUGCCCCGUCCUCCUCUCUUGGCCCCCUGGGCGGAGCUUGGCUGGCGAGAAGAGCGCAGAGAACCGCGGAAGGCGGAAGGCUGAGGCGGAAUUUGCGGAGCGUGCUGACAGAUACAGCGGGAGGAUCAGGAGGGGUCGGGGGAAGCGGAGAGGGGAAUGGAGGGGGGAGCGGAGGAGGAAGUGGGGGAGGAGGAGAGGGGGCAGAUGAGGGAAAAGAUGAAGGGGAUGAAACGACACACUUGUUGCGGCAUAUUCUUCUGGCGCUGACCGCUAUACUCGAGGACGCGUCUGCAUUGCUGUCACGUGGGCUGUCGAUCUUACACACAUUCUCAGUCGCACUCGUUGAACGCUUUCACAGCUGCAUAUUCACCCUCAUUGCACAUGCAUCACAAUUACUCCGACUGCACGCUCUCCCCUCCUCCCCGUCCCCCCUCCACCACCAUCGCCCCUCGCUCCUCCUCCCCCUGCUCCUCGCCCCCCUCCUCGCGCUCCUCUCCCCCUUCCCCUGCGCCUCCGCGUCCCUCAUCCCGCUCGCGCGCCUCAGCACGUCCCGCACGUACCGCUGCCUCGAGCUCACCGUGCAGGACGAAUCCGGCCACCCGCUGCCGCCCUCCGCUGACGUGUACGACGCGUUUGCCGUGCAGCCAGGCGACGUGUUCGUGCGAAGGGACGUGGAAGACGCGGUGCAGCACCUGCUCAGCCUCGGAUGGUUCUCCCACGCCGAAGUCUCCUGUCGCCCGCAGCGCUCCGGGUGGACCUACCUGCAGCUCACCGUUAAAGACAUGCACUACCCCCCGGCUACUAUUGCGAAAUGCGUCAACGUGGGAGUGUCCGCACAGGAGGGGGCGGGCGGGGGAGAGGCAGGAGGACGGCCAGCAGGAGCAGCAGCAGCGGGGGCGCGCAAGUGCCUGUUGCCUGAGAGCGAGGAGCGGGAGCUGUCGAGAUGGCUGUCCCGCCAGGGCCCCUCGCUCUCCCAGCCGCUCCUGCAGCAGCUCGCAGCGAGGAUAGAGGAGUGGUACGCCAGCAAGGGCUAUGUCCUGGCCCGAGUCAGAAGCUUCGUGCCGCCAGGGAAAGGGGGAGCGGAAGGGGGGAAGGGAGGAGGGGGCGAGGUGGUGUGUCAUGUGGUGGAGGGGGAUGUGACGCGCGUGCAGGUGCGGUUUGUGGACGCGGCGGGGAACACUGUCAAGGGGCGCACGUCACUGGCACUGCUGCACCACGUGCUGCCCACCGAGCUGCGGCCAGGGGUGGUGUACAACGCAUGGCUGGGGCGGGAGGUGGUGCGAGCCCUGUACCGGCUGUCACUGUUUGAGUCGGUGCAGGUGCACCUGCGACCGGACGAGACACGGGGCCAGCACGGGGGCGUGGUGGUGGACGUGGAGGUGCGCGAGCGACGAAUGGCUGCUGCCACUGCUGACGCUGACUGGCACUUCGCUGUGCCACCCAACGGGUGGUUCCCACGCCUGGACUCCAUCUUUCCCGGGUGUCGAGUGCAUGUGGAGCAGCACGGGUUGGGGGGCAUGAACCGCUCGCUCUACCUCGACGUCUCCACUCACAACAUCAUGUACCCCCAGGUGCACCUCGCUCUCUCUCUAAUGGCCCUUUCAUUGAUAGAUAAGGACGACCUCUCACUGAAGCUAGAAUACAUCCAUCCUUUCCUCGACGGCGUUCCCCCACCGCCCCUCCACGCCCUCUCCCCAUCCUCCACCUCUCCCUCUCGCGCAACCACCGCCCCCACACAUCCCCACUGCCCGCGCAACCCGCGCACACUGAGAGCAGCGCUGUUCAACUCGCGGCGCCUGUCGUCCGCGCUGGCCUUCCAGGGCCCCACCGCACCGCUCGCCCUUGCCCUUGACGUGGGGCCGCUCUGGGUGGACCGCACAGGGGGGAAGGUCUCGCUCACUGAGGAGGUGACGAGGCAGAGCAGCAGCAGCACGGCGCUGGUGUUCCAGGAGGUGUGUGUACGUGAUGAGAACGCUGCCAUUGUGCCACGCGUCUCACCCUUCCGCCACUCCCUCGCUGCCCCGCCUGCCACCUCUGCUGCUGCUGCCGUCGCUGCUGCAGCUGGGGGCAUGGCUCCACUUGCCACCUCCUCUACUACCUCGUCUCUCCCUGCUGCAAUUUCUGACGGUGGCGUGAAUAAUCAGGGGACCGGGAGCAAUAACAGCAGCGGUGGCAUGCGGAGAGGGGGGUUAGGCAGUGUGGAGACAAGUGUGAGUGGACACGGCAUAGACCACCAACUCACACUACAGCAUGUCGUGACAAGAGAUGCCACCCGGCGCGUGCACGGCACGCAAGUGGGCGCGCGGGAUAUCUUCCACGUGGAGCAGGCACUACUGCCCUUCACCUCUCUCCCCUUCUUCAACCGCUACACCAUCUCCUGCACGCGCUUCCUCCCUCUCGAAACCGUCUAUUACGCUCUCUUCCCCUCGCCCGCGCGGGAACUGCGCUUGCGGCGGCGCCCGCCCCCGCCUGCACGCUCAGCACCAUGCACGCUGGUGCUGCAUGCGCGGCACGGUGUGGUUGUGGGCGACCUGGCAGCGGUGGACGCGUUUCAGCUGGGGGGAGCGCACUCCGUGCGGGGCUUUGAGCAUGGCGAGCUGGCCACGUGCAGGCGGUUCCUUGAGCUGAGCACGGAGCUACGAGUGCCGGUGCGAGCGCUGCACGUCUACUCCUUCCUGGACUGGGCCUCCGACCUCGCGUCCUCCGCCGCUGUCCCCGGCAACCCCUCCGCGCUCUUUGUCAAGCCCGGCGGCGGGUGGUCGUGUGGUGUGGGUGCGCAGUUUGGGCUCAUGCGCGUGGAGAUGGCCAGGGAUGGGCUGUCCGGGAGGACAGACGUUGCCUGCUACUUUGGAGACCGGUACUAG
Molecule: messenger RNA, 3063 nt
Organism: Closterium sp. Yama58-4
Lineage: Eukaryota; Viridiplantae; Streptophyta; Zygnematophyceae; Desmidiales; Closteriaceae
Source: the annotation of a GenBank genome assembly